AUGAGUGAGCAGGUGCUAGCAAACAAAGAUGGGAUUCCAAAAAGGAAGGUUGGUAGACCCGGUCGAAAGAGAGUUGACUCUGAGGCCAAGAAUAGGAGAACUGCACAGAACAGGGCAGCUCAAAGAGCGUUCCGAGACAGGAAAGAAGCCAGAUUGAAAAGUUUGCUGGAAAGGAUUGAGUUAUUAGAACAGAAGGAUGCACAGAACAAGUCGGUAAUUGAUUUUCUACAAAGCUCGUUAAAGAGUUUAUUGUCGGAAGUUACGAAAUAUAGAGCCAAGAAUGUGAAUGACGAAAGGAUACUAGCAUUCCUCGAUGAUCUACAAGAACAGCAAGAACGAGAAAAAGAUGAGGAGCCACAGAAGAGAGAGUAUACAGAGAAGGAAGCCUCUACCAAGAUUAAUGAAACUACAGAGACCCUGCCAUCUUUUAGGGUAAUUAGAAACACCACGGUCAAUACAGAUACAGAAGUAGAAACGCACCUUCAUAGUAGCAGAAAUUCUACUUGGGACGUGGGUUUGUGCAGCACACCUAGGCUGACAAAUACAUGGAAUUUUCCUUCUGAAAAUCGAACAGAUCCCUCUGCCAUCAGCGAUAAGAGUGCUAAUGACAGUAAAAAACUGGACUUUAGUCUUGAUGUUACAUUCAAUGACAAACUGACCGGUAUAAACCAUUUGGACUACGACAUUCGUAGCCAUCUUUCAGAGCAUUUUGGAGAUUUUUCUUCCGAUAAAGUGGAACCAUUAGCAUUCCCUAGUGAAACAGACAAUAUGUAUUUUCUUGACGAAGCCAAUGACGAUAUCUUGCUUUCCAGCGUGGUUUCCCCUGCUAAAGAAAAUGAGUGCAACGGCAAGUGCAACGGAAAGUGUGCGGAGGAUACACCGUUGUUGAAUAAAGAGAUCAAAUGCGAACUGAUAACCAAACGUCUGUUGAACCAAGAGUCUUUAGAUUCGAUAGUUCCAGCGUCUGCCCCAUAUAGAGAAAAUAUUGGAAUCCGUUCUGAAGCCAUCAGACGUAUCAGUAGCGCUAUAUCAAAUCAAAAUACAUCUUGCUGUCACAUUCUCAAAGAGAUCUCCUCCUUGCCAAAGUAUUCUUCUUUGGACAUUGAUAAUCUAUGCUGCGAAUUAAUGACUAAGGCAGAAUUUACUGAUGAUUGUGAAAUCGUAGUGAGAGCUCAUGACCUACAAACUACCUUGGUCAAACAACUUUUGUAG
This is a messenger RNA of Saccharomyces mikatae IFO 1815, 1212 nucleotides long. RefSeq names its product Cad1p (gene CAD1). Gene Ontology annotation, molecular function: transcription cis-regulatory region binding; DNA-binding transcription activator activity, RNA polymerase II-specific. NCBI's taxonomy places the organism in Eukaryota, Fungi, Ascomycota, Saccharomycetes, Saccharomycetales, Saccharomycetaceae. Gene Ontology annotation, cellular component: RNA polymerase II transcription regulator complex. The transcript has a single exon. Bases 1 to 1212 code for a protein of 403 amino acids. The record is from RefSeq and is a predicted model, not a curated record.